ACUGGAGCUCAAAACAUGAGCCAGCUGCGAGCCACAAAGCCAGGUCUUCUCGUGUGCGUAGCCAUUUGCGUCUUCAUUUUUCUUUAUUUAAGGAAUCCAACUCCUGAGGAACCAGAGGAGGAACCCACCUACCCAGCAGUAGUGGACUGUGGCUUUUAUCCAGAUGAACUGUGUUCAGCUUUGUUUGAAGGGAAAGAGGUGGCUCCCCAAAUUGCAAAAUUCUGUAAAAACCCUCACGGAUCUGAAAUACUUGCUCAUUUACACAGGCCAGGAAAUUGUUCCAGGAUAUCCCAGGAGUUGCAUUUCAUAACCAGACCACUGUCUGCAGAAGAGGGCACCUUCCCUUUGGCAUAUAUUAUAACUAUUCAUAAGGAGCUGGCUAUGUUUGUGCAGCUUCUCAGAGCCAUUUAUGUGCCUCAAAAUGUUUACUGUAUUCAUGUUGAUGAAAAGGCCCCCAAGAAGUAUAAGACUGCUGUGCAAUCCCUGGUUAAUUGUUUUGAAAAUAUUUUUAUUUCAUCAACGAGAGAGAAAAUGGCUUACACUGGCUUUAGGAGACUACAGGCAGAUAUUAAUUGUAUGAAAGAUCUAGUCCAUUCCAAAUUUCAAUGGAACUAUGUCAUUAAUCUUUGUGGACAGGAUUUUCCAAUCAAAACUAACAGAGAAAUCAUACACUACAUCAGAAGCAAAUGGAAUGAUAAAAAUAUAACUCCUGGAGUAAUCCAGCCACCAAACAUUAAAUCCAAGACGAGUCAAAGCCAUCCCGAAUUCACCCCUGAAGAAGAUAUCUAUGUACCUCCAAAUGAAAGAUUCAAAGAUGAACCACCCCAUAACUUAACAAUUUAUUUUGGAAGUGCUUACUAUGUACUAACAAGGAAGUUUGUGGAGUUUGUACUAACAGACACCCGCGCAAAAGACAUGCUUCGGUGGUCUAAAGACAUCCACGGCCCAGAGCGACAUUACUGGGUAACUCUGAACCGACUGAAAGAUGCUCCAGGUUCCACCCCAAACACUGGAUGGGAAGGAAAUGUUCGAGCCAUUAAAUGGAAAAACAAGGAGGGAACUGUUCAUGAUGGCUGCAAAGGCCACUAUGUCCAGGACACCUGUGUGUAUGGACCAGGAGACUUGCCCUGGAUCAUUCAAUCACCUUCUUUGUUUGCCAACCAGUUUGACUCGACCGAGCCUCUUGUGGUCUCAUGCUUGGAGCGGUGGCACAGACUUAAAGUUCUAGGGCAGGCGGAGGUCCCUGUGGAACCACACUGGCAUUUCAAACGGGAGAGUCAUUUUAAUAUGAAAUUGAACCGCUGA
Messenger RNA from Lagenorhynchus albirostris (white-beaked dolphin), 1305 nucleotides. RefSeq names its product beta-1,3-galactosyl-O-glycosyl-glycoprotein beta-1,6-N-acetylglucosaminyltransferase 7. Gene Ontology annotation, molecular function: acetylglucosaminyltransferase activity. Gene Ontology annotation, cellular component: membrane. Lineage: Eukaryota; Metazoa; Chordata; Mammalia; Artiodactyla; Delphinidae. The record is from RefSeq and is a predicted model, not a curated record. Bases 16 to 1305 code for a protein of 429 amino acids. The transcript is spliced from 3 exons.